Lates calcarifer (barramundi perch) is the source of this 1621-nucleotide messenger RNA. RefSeq names its product cilia- and flagella-associated protein 157. The record is from RefSeq and is a predicted model, not a curated record. Gene Ontology annotation, molecular function: microtubule binding. Gene Ontology annotation, cellular component: cilium; ciliary basal body. Bases 122 to 1606 code for a protein of 494 amino acids. The transcript is spliced from 8 exons. Lineage: Eukaryota; Metazoa; Chordata; Actinopteri; Centropomidae.
CGAGCCGUCCCUGAAGGCAGCAUUCCCAUAGCAACGCGAGUUUUCCCUUCAACGUUAGUUUGUGAAACGUGUCAGUGAAGCGUCCAGACAGAGGUUAGAAAACACACCGGAACAGGAAACCAUGGCGGAUAUGACGACUUCUGACGACAGAGAGAAGACGUUAUAUCUGAUCCAGAUCCGACACCUGGAUGAACAGCUGGAGAGGUUUCAGCUGAAGUGUGACGACCUGCAGGAAAAGAUCAGGGCCCUGUCCUCGCUGUGCCGCGCUCUGGACGAGGACAAGAAGGACAUCGCUGAGUAUCUGAAACACUGCGUGGCGGCUGAGCAGAGGAAGGUGGAGGAGCUGGCGGAGCGGCUGGAGAGCCGGACGCCGGAGGCCGAGCGGGACAGAGAGGCGCUGACGCUGCAGCUCAGGCAGCAGCUGCAGCAGCUGCAGGACAGGGCUGACGAGCACGCCUCAGUCAGCAGGAUGCAGGCGGCGAUGCUGGAGGAGCAGGAGGAGCAGAGGAUGCAGCUGCUGCAGGUGGUGCCCGACACCGAGUCUCUGAAGCAGCAGCUGGUCCGUCAGCAGAGAGAGCACGAGGCCGCCGUCCACAGUCUGAUGAUGGAGGCAGAGGCACAGAGAAAACAGAGGGCCAGAGAGACAGGGAGGACGGUGGAGGGGCGGGCGGAGGGGAGGAUCACACAGCUGGUUGUGGAGGAGAGAGCUGAGCACAGCGAGCAGGUGGAGAGAGUCCAGGUGCUGCUGUGUAGCAACAUCCGUCUGCGGAGACAGAAAGACGCCCUGCAGGGCAGAGAGAUGGAGCUGAGCCAUGACCUGCUGAUGCUGACGGAGGACAUCAGCAAGAUCACCCAGAGGAUCCUCAACCACAAGACCGAGGUGCAGCAGCUGGUGAACAAGUGUCAGCAGCUGGAGGUGAAGCUGAAAGACUCGAGCGUCAGGGGAGAGCACAGGCUGGCUGAGGAGGACGCUGUCAGACGGAGCAUCGCCUCAGUGUCGGAGGAGUGCGGUCGGAAAUCAGCCGAGGUGGAUGAGCUGGGGUUGGACCUAGAGAAGGAGAGGAGGAGGAGGAGGAAGCUGCAGAGAGACGUGCAGGAGGCGGCCGUCACUCUCACACACAUCCUGACGGUGAAACUCCAGGUCGGCUGCUGCAGCGUCUCACUCUUUACUGAGACUCUGAUGCUGUGGUCUGUCUGUCUGCAGGACUCAGAGGACACAGCUCAGACUCACAGGAUGCAGAGGCUGCUGGAGAUCCUGGAGAGCCCCGCCCCCCCAGGAACAAGCCCCGCCCCCAGUCCAGGAGAGAAACCUCAGACCUCCAGCCCCAAACCGGACAGAGCUGAGACCCCCAACACAGGAUCCGAUCCACUGUUCCUGUUGGUCCGCUACAGGCUGGGCGACCUCGGCCUCGUACCUCGACCCUCGUGGAUACGCAAACCAGCUCCGCCCACCAGCUCCCAGCUGCCUCACAGCAGGACACCCUGCAGUCAGAGGCCCAGCUCCACACACCUGUCUGAUCCACUGAUCCACAGGCUGCAGCCUCCACCUGCAGCUGCUGAACCAAACCACACCCACGUCCUCCAUCACACUGCUCUGUCACAAUAAAGGUCUCAGUCUCUG